Molecule: messenger RNA, 765 nt
Organism: Desarmillaria tabescens
Lineage: Eukaryota; Fungi; Basidiomycota; Agaricomycetes; Agaricales; Physalacriaceae
Exons: 5
Coding region: 1-765 (254 amino acids)
Source: RefSeq, a predicted model, not a curated record
AUGACGAUACUGGACAAUAAUGACCAAGAUCUCAUGCAACUCUGGCAGAUUAUUACGGAACUUAGCGAUCAGUUGAACCAAAAUCGGACUCUUUCGGUGUCGUUGUAUGCGCAGGCAGGGAAUGUUAAGAGCCAGGCCGUUCACACACAAACAGGAUUUGUACUGCGCAGGUUCAACCUCGAUAAGAGCCAAGAGGAAUAUGAUGCCGAGUUGGAACGAAUGAACACGACGAUGAGCUCCGAAAAUCAAAGUCUGCAGUAUGACAACAAGCAGCUGAAUACGCUCAUCAAAGAAUACGAGCAAACCUUGGAGACGGUGAUGAGCAACUUUCGUAAUCGCGCUAAAGACGUCCAAGAACGCGAACUGUCUCUGAUACGUGAAUACGAGACAAGGUUGUUAGCACUGGAAGAAGACAACGCUGCUAGGGAUUUAUCGACUAGUACUGCUACGUCGGGAGCUAUCACACGUCUCUCUACGAUAAUGCGCCGGGUACUCCGGUCUCUUGAGGGCGAAGAUGCGGAACAUGCCUCGGAGGAACAGGCGGCGGCGUCCUUGGAGAGAGAGAUCGAGCUUGCGCGCCUGGAGAAGGAGAAUGAGGAGUUGAAGAGGAUGUUGGGGCUCCUGCCGCCGUUGCAGGCAAGGAGGGAGGGAUACGAUUCAAGGACGCUUUUCGAGCCGGGUAAGUCGCGUCCGGUUGGUAUUACGUCCAGUGGAUCAUCUGUGGGUCCUUUUGGCACGUUCAAACGGAAUCGACCUGUGGUCUAG